Oncorhynchus masou masou (cherry salmon) is the source of this 882-nucleotide messenger RNA. RefSeq lists its product as uncharacterized. The record is from RefSeq and is a predicted model, not a curated record. The transcript is spliced from 5 exons. Bases 76 to 882 code for a protein of 268 amino acids. Lineage: Eukaryota; Metazoa; Chordata; Actinopteri; Salmoniformes; Salmonidae.
GGAGCAGGAUUUGUCUGAGAGGACCGUAUCUAACUGUUAUUCCUUAGUGUUUGAAGAAGCAGCAGGCUUUUAGUCAUGAAAGAUAUUGCUCUGUCGCUACUGAGUCGAGGCUGUGGCCAUGUUGUCCAGUCACAUCUGGGCAGUCAAGAUGGACGACUGGAAGUCUACUUCGAACCGAAGGACUACUAUCACUGGAAGUCUCAGCCCCCUCUGCUCCGCUUAUCUAAGAGUGGCCGUCUGCUGGGCGGGGAGGAGCCAGCGCUCCCUAAAACCUACAGCACAAGACAGGGACCCCUCUUCCUAUACUACCAGGAAAUGGCCGUGACGUCCCCGUUUCUGUCAUCAUGCCCCUCAGUGUCCGAGGACAUCAGGAAGAGGCAGGCCUCCCAACAUUCCAGACAGGAAGUGGAGCUCCAGCUGAACACUCUGCGGGACCUGACGGGAGCCAUACUGGCUUAUGGGAGAAAGCAGCUUCGUGAGGAAGGAGAAGGCAAAGACACCAACCAGCCUGUCCUCCCCCUCCCCUCCAGUCAUGAGCCCUACUAUCCUCCCAUCAAGCCCCCCUACCCCAGACACCCCACUAAGGGUUGGACUCCCUUCAGGUCUACCUGGAACUGCCAGGCAGCUCCCACCCACCUGGAGCAGCUUACAGAUGAUCCAGAGCUGUGUAGGGGCCAUGUCAAGACCCCACGCCCCACUCCAGCUACAGGUGGCCUUUACCUUCCCAGUCCUGGCCAGGCAGUCUCCUACAAUCCCUACAGGCAACCUCAAGUUCCUUUACCACCUAUACCAGAGGUGAACUGCUACAAAAGAGACAUAUCUCAUCCAGCAUCAGGGAUUGAGGUGAAUGAAGGGAACAAGCAUGGUGGAAACUUCUACUAG